GCAGCGGGACCCGGGAGCACCGUGCUGCGGGCAGCAUGGCACAAUGGCAGGAGGUGCAGAACUUGGCCAACGCGUACCUGGAGCAGAUCCACGAGCUGUACGCCGGGGCCGCGCUGCCCAUGGCCGUGCGGCAGUGCCUGGCAGCGUGGAUCGAGGACCAGAACUGGCGCCAGGCGGCGGAGCCGCUCUCCUCCCAUGCCCGGAUGCUUUUCCACUCCUUGCUGGUGCUGCUCUGGGAGCGCCUGGGCAGCCUGGGGCUGGGCAAUGAGGACUUCAUGCUGAGGCACAACCUCCGCAAGGCCCAUCGGGACCUGCAGGCCAAGUUCGAGGAGUGCCCGGAGACCUUCGCCAACCUGGUGGCCAAUCUGCUGCAGGAGGAGCGGCGCAUCCUGCGCCUGGGGCAGGCGGGGGGGCAGGGGGGGGCAGCCCCAGCGCCCAGCCCGUCCCCGAGGAACGACCGCGAGCAGCAGAUCCAGCGGCGCUUGGCUGAGCUCCACACAGCCCUGCAGGAAGCGGAAUGCGCCUUCCGGCACCUCGAGGACAUGCAGGACGCCUUUGACUUCUGCUUCAAGGUGCACUACGUGCCGGGCGAGGACAGGACCAAUGACCCCCAGUACGCGCAGCAGAUCCAAGCGCUCCAGGCCAAGCUGCAGAUCCUGGACCGGCAGCGGCGGGAGGUGCUGGCUCAGAUACAGCAGCUCCUGGGGCGCAGCGAGACGCUGCAGGACUUCGUGCUGCAGGAGCUGGAGGCGUGGAGGGACCGGCAGCAGCGCGCCUGCAUGGGGGCCCCCGAGGACACCAACCUGCGCCCCUUGGAGACCUGGUUCACGGAGCUGGGCCAGGGGCUCUUCCAGCUGCUGCGGCUGCUGCGGGCGCUGGGGGAGCUGUGCCUGAAGGUGACCUACGAGAGGGACCCGCUCAAGGCAGAGCCCCCGCUCCUGGAGAAGCGCCUCAAGGAGCUGCUCUCGUACCUGAUACAGAGAGCCUUCGUGGUGGAGCAGCAGCCCACGAUGCCCAACGCCUUCAAGCGCCCUCUCGUGCUCCGCACCGCCACCAAGUUCUCAGCCCGCGCCCGCCUCCUCCUGCGCCUCCACGACCGCAACCACCCCAUGGAGACCUCGAUCCACAUCGACAGGGACCCCCCCAAGAUAAAGGGGUUCCGCAGGUUCAACAUCCUGACAUCGAGCAGCAAAACCCUCCUGGCAGGGGACAGUCCCCAGGAGGGGCUGGUCUGCGACUUCCAGUACCUGACGCUGAAGGAGCAGAAGGACAGCCGGGCCGGCAAGGGCAGCAAAGGCGGCGGCGAGGGCCCCGUGGUGGUGACGGAGGAGCUGCACCUCAUCACCUUCACGCUGGCGUACGCGUACUGCGGGCUGGAGCUGGAGCUGGAGACCUCCACGCUGCCCUUUGUCAUCAUCUCCAACAACAGCCAGCUCUCCAGCGCCUGGGCCUCCAUCCUCUGGUUCAACAUGCUCAGCCCCGACCCUAAGCCCCAGUUCCAGUUCUUCUCGGCCCCCCCCGCGGCGCCGUGGCCGCUGCUGGCGCAGGUGCUGAGCUGGCAGUUCCAGAGCGUGGCCGAGCGGGGCCUGGCCCGGGAGCACCUCCUCAUGCUGGCCGAGAAGCUCUUCGGCUCGAAGCCGUCUCCAGAGAGCACCUUGAGCUGGACCAAGUUCUCCAAGGAUGGUGCCGCUGGCUUCUCCUUCUGGGCUUGGCUGGACGGGAUCCUGGGGCUGCUCCAGGAGCACCUCAAGCAGCUCUGGAAGGAUGGGCUCAUCCUGGGCUUCGUGAGCCGGAAGCAGGAGAAGAAGCUGCUGAAGGGGAAGAGGACGGGGACGUUCCUGAUCCGGUUCAGUGAGAGCAUCCUGGGGGGGGUCACCUGCACCUGGGUGGAGCAUCCUGAGAGCGGGCCCCCCGCGUUCCGCGCCGUGGUCCCCUACACUGCGGCCGAGCUGGUGUCCCUGGCGCUACCCGACAUCAUCCGUGACUACCAGCUGCUGGUGGAGGAGAACAUCCCCGAGAACCCGCUCCAGUUCCUGCACCCCAACAUCCCCCGCGACGAAGCCUUCGGGCCCUACUAUAGCAAGAGGGAGGAGGGGAACCUGAUGGAGCAGAAGAAGUACCUGAACCGGCGCCUCAUCCGCGUGUCCUCCAGGCAGGCCAAUGAGUCGUGGCAGACAGAAGAGGAGCUGGUGACAGCCACGGAAAACCUGGAGACGCUGAAGCUGCAGCCUGGCAGCUCCGGGGCGCAGCAGCCCAGGGAGCCAGGGAUGCUGCAGGUCGUGCCUGGGAACCGGGGAUCGGUGCAGCCCACGAGCCCAGGGACAGUGCAGGUGAUGGCCACGAGCCCCGCGUUGCUGCAGCCACAGCCCCCAGGCCUGGAGCCAUUGCAGCCGCUGCAGGUCGCAUCAGGGGUCUUGGAGAUGCUGCAGCCGGGCAUUGGGAGCAUGGAGCCGCAGUUGGUGCUGCAGCUCAUCCCCGAGGGCCAGGGGAUGCUGCAGCCGGGACCGGGAGCUGUGGCGAUGCUGCAAGUGGUGCCUAGAGGGCAGCCGGUGCCCGGGGAUGCAGGGAUGCUGCAGCCGGUGCCCGGGGACAUGGGGAUACCACAGCCAAUGCUUGGGGAUACAGGGAUACCACAACCAGUGCCUGGGGAUGCGGGGAUGCUGCAGCCGGUGCCUGGGGAUGGGGGGAUGCUGCAGCCGGUGCCUGGGGAUGGGGGGAUGCUGCAGCCGGUGCCUGGGGAUGCGGGGAUGCUGCAGCCGGUGCCUGGGGAUGCGGGGAUGCUGCAGCCGGUGCCUGGGGAUGCGGGGAUGCUGCAGCCGGUGCCUGGGGAUGCGGGGAUGCUGCAGCCGGUGCCUGGGGAUGCGGGGAUGCUGCAGCCGGUGCCUGGGGAUGCGGGGAUGCUGCAGCUGGUGUCAGGGGCUGUGGAGCCGCUGCUGGUCCCUGAGGAGCCGGGGCCGCUGCCACCGGAGCUGAGGGACCUGGAGCCGCUGCCCGGGAGCCUGGACAUGCAGGAGCUCCUGCAGUCGCUCGCAGAGGGCUCGGGGACCCUGGAAGCGCUGGAAGCGGCGGAGCUGAUGCCCAACGCCCUGGAGGCCGCGGAGGGGCAGGGCCCGGGCCCGGGGCUGGAGGGCAGCGCCGCGCUCCUGGAUGCCCACGACCCGUUCCUGCCGCAGCCCGAGGACGCGGCGCUCCCCGCUGCCGUCGGGUCCCUCUUCAGCACCGACUUCCCCCCGCUCCACAUCGAUGCCAACGACUUCCAGUGACGCCCCCCCCCCGUAAAUAAACC
Messenger RNA from Pezoporus flaviventris, 3286 nucleotides. Its product is annotated as signal transducer and activator of transcription 2-like. Gene Ontology annotation, biological process: regulation of cell population proliferation; response to peptide hormone; cell surface receptor signaling pathway via JAK-STAT. The transcript is spliced from 23 exons. The coding region runs from base 36 to 3263 and encodes 1075 amino acids. NCBI's taxonomy places the organism in Eukaryota, Metazoa, Chordata, Aves, Psittaciformes, Psittacidae. Gene Ontology annotation, molecular function: RNA polymerase II cis-regulatory region sequence-specific DNA binding; DNA-binding transcription factor activity, RNA polymerase II-specific. The record is from RefSeq and is a predicted model, not a curated record.